Ostrinia furnacalis (Asian corn borer) is the source of this 2187-nucleotide messenger RNA. Its product is annotated as disintegrin and metalloproteinase domain-containing protein mind-meld. The record is from RefSeq and is a predicted model, not a curated record. The transcript has 16 exons. Gene Ontology annotation, molecular function: metalloendopeptidase activity. The coding region runs from base 145 to 2187 and encodes 680 amino acids. Lineage: Eukaryota; Metazoa; Arthropoda; Insecta; Lepidoptera; Crambidae. Gene Ontology annotation, biological process: proteolysis.
GAUUCGUUUUGGAAUGAAGAAAGCCCAGUCGGUGAAGUGGAGCGGUUGCUACGGGAGUACAGACAGAACCAGGAGCUGGUGCGGAACAUCGGCGCGCACUACUACCAGAUCAUCUACCCCGUACAGCUGCGCCACCACGAGAAGAUGGGCAUCUCUACAAGGGAGGUCAACACGCAGAAGGGUCGAGGUUACGGAUCGGACUACCAGCAGGGCACGAGGUCACGAGCAAGGACCGGCAAACACUUUCAUCGAACUUCACUCCUCAUCAAAGCUUUCAAUCACAAGUUUAGACUGGACCUCGAGCUUAACACGCAACUACUAGCACCGAACCUGAAACAAACCCAGUACCUCGCGAAUGGCGCCGAAAGUGACAUUCGAACCGAGAUCGAGCACUGCUACUACCACGGCACAGUCAAGGACUACCCCGGAGCCUCAGCCGCCUUCCACACCUGCAACGGGGUGUCUGGCGUCAUCCACAUCGGCAACGAGACCUUCGUCAUCCACCCCUUCUACGGCGGCGAUCUAUCGAAGCACCCACAUGUGAUAUUCGAGGCGCGGACCAAGGCGAACAAGGGCUGCGCCAACAAGCUCGAGUUCCGGCCCAAGAACCGCCGCCAAAAGCACGUGUCGUUCGUGGAAGAACCGCUCGGCGAUGACCCUGGGACCAUAGACAACAACCACUCGAAAGACGACCGCGCGUGGCGCUGGUGGCACGAGUCCGGUCUGCGCGCGCUGAAUCGACGCAGGCGCGACGUGCGCGAGACCACCAAGUACAUCGAGACCGCGCUCAUCAUUGACAAGGCCAUGUUCGACAGAAGAAACGGCAGCACGCGGUCUGAGGUCGUCCACGACGCGAUACAGGUCGCCAACAUCGCUGACCUGUACUUCCGUACCCUGAACACGCGGGUGUCCCUGGUGUACAUCGAGUCCUGGCAGAGCGCGGACCAGGCCGACAUUGACCGCAAGCAGGAUAUCACGCGCGCCAUCCUCAAAUUCAGUGACUACACCGCCCGCAAGCUCUUCAAGAUCGACAAGGACACCACGCAGCUGCUCACCGGCCUCACGUUUCCUGGUGGGGAGUCCGGCAUAUCAGUUCCCGACACGCUUUGCACGCCCAAGUCUGUGGGCAUCUCAGUGGACACCAACACGUACGAACCCCAUCUGCUAGCCGGCACCAUGGCGCACAUGAUCGGCCAUAAUAUCGGCAUGGGCCACGACGACGGACGCGAACAGUGCUUCUGCCGCGACUGGCACGGCUGCAUCAUGGCGCAGUCCAUCGUGGGCUCCGACAACGUGCAGCCCUACAAGUUCUCCGACUGCUCCAAGAACGACUACAUCAACGAGCUCAGGAUCGGACAGGGGCUCUGCUUGCUCAAUAAGCCCAAUGAAGUGAUACACCAUCAAUGCGGCAACGGGAAGCUGGACGAGGGCGAGGAGUGCGACUGCGGCACCAUCUCCGACUGCCAGAGCCUCAACCCUUGCUGCGACCCGUUCACCUGCCGCCUCACCAAGGAGGCCCAAUGCGCCUCGGGAGAGUGCUGCGAUAGGUGCCAGCUAAAACCUCGCGGGGUGAUCUGCCGUGAUGCAACCAACGAGUGCGACCUCGAAGAGAUGUGCACCGGCCUCUCUGGUUCGUGUCCACCCGACGCUUACCGAAAGAACGGGGAACCUUGUGAGGAUGGCAAGGGGUACUGCUUCGCUGGUCAGUGCCCGACCCUCAGCCUUCAGUGUGAGAGGAUCUGGGGGCCCGGCACCAUUGGCGCCGACAAGGAGUGCUUCGAACAGUUCAACUCGAAGGGAGCGGUCACGGGCCAUUGCGGGAAAGACAACAGUGGGCAUUACAUCAAGUGCGAGACUGAGAAUGUAAGAUGCGGCUCGCUGCAGUGCCAGCUUGGCAACCGAUACCCGGUCGUCCCGGGAAUGGACGAGUAUUACACGAGAACCGUCAUCACUAUCAAGGGCAACGAGUAUGAGUGCAAAGCCACGACAGGCCUGCCAAAGCACGACGAGAUCAGUCCCCUCGGCCUGGUGCGCGACGGGACACCAUGCGGGGACAACCUGGUCUGCGUCAACCAGACUUGCACCUCCAUCUUCCCAUACAUCGACCAUACAAAGUGUCCCACCGACCACAAUAACAACGAAUGCUCUGCUAAAGGGGCUCAUUACUGGAUCCUCUUGUAUACCUAG